This is a messenger RNA of Anolis sagrei ordinatus, 3891 nucleotides long. It is a transcript of the gene CEP131, whose product is annotated as centrosomal protein 131. Gene Ontology annotation, cellular component: centriolar satellite. Gene Ontology annotation, biological process: regulation of centrosome duplication; cilium assembly; intraciliary transport involved in cilium assembly. NCBI's taxonomy places the organism in Eukaryota, Metazoa, Chordata, Lepidosauria, Squamata, Anolidae. The record is from RefSeq and is a predicted model, not a curated record.
CAGCUGGAAGGAGUUUCCCAUGGUGCUUUGCGGGGAAAGACUCAGGGGGCGCCGUACGAGGAAAAGUCCCGGAGGAAAGAAGCGAGGGAGACAGGCAGGUAGGCAGCCCUCUUGGAGAGGCCACUUCGGGCGAGGGUCUCUGGGCCUAGGGGCGCCUGUCUCCCUUCAGCUUGAGCGGAAGCCGGGAGUGAAGCCCCGGCCAGAGGUGGAAGCCCCGGGCUCCCCUUUUGGGUCCCUCUGCUGAGGGCUUCCCACUUUCCGUAAUUCACAAUGAAGAGUGUCCGUGGAAGCAGCUCUUCUUCCCUCCAGGGUGCUAGUGCCAAUGGUGUGGAUCUCAGCCUAACAGGACUGCCUAUCCAAGUGCUUCAGCGCCCCAGCAGUGCCUCUCCAGGCAAACACAUCGCUCGCUCCAUUUCUGUCAUUACAGAAAACAAGCCCAAACGGAAUAUCUUAGAGGAUGCUGGGUUUGGCUCUUCUAGAGCUAUGAACAAUUUGAGAAGAUCCAAUAGCACCACUCAGGUUAACCAGCAGGUGAAUAGUACAUUCAGUCCUGAACACCAUCGAGAUUUCUUGACUUUGUUUGACAGCAGCUCAGGUGGAAGAAAGAAACUGGCAAGUUUGAGCAAAGUCUCACCAGAAAAGAAAACUACAUGGAACAUCCUGGAUGAGCAGCCCAGAACCUUUCCUGUCCCAUCUACCACCAGGGAGGCCCCUGCAGGCAUGAGGAAGAAAGAAAUGUAUGUGCCACUUGCGGCCAACUUCACUGCUAAUAACAGGAGUAACAAAGGUGCCAUGGGCAACUCCGUCACUACCAUGGUGCAUAACAACUAUUCCAUUGCAGACAAGGGCCCUGCACCUAAGAGUUCCAACCAGGCCACAACCUCCCUCAACAAUAUUAUCAAAGCCACCUCUAAUGAAGACACAGAGAGCAGCAGCUACUUGAAGUCUCAGAAAAACCUUUCAAGUAGUAACAUCCUGGCCCGGAACAACAAUGCCAGCAGUAGCAGUAAGCUGCUGAGAAGGCAGGAAGUGUCAGAGGAGGAGGCUGAGCGGUUCAUUAACCAGGUCAACUUGGCAGCUGUAACCAUCCAGCGCUGGUACAGACGGCAUUCACAGAGGCACAAGGAAGGAGUAGCUCAACUUGGGCACUUAAUAGCUACUAAAAGAGAGGAAAGGCAGCAGCAACUCACAGAAGAAGGCAAUAUCUUAGACUUGCAAAAGAGGCGAGAUGAAGAGAGGAGGAAGAUUCGAGAGGAGAAGGCACGUCUUGCUAGGAAAGCAGCCAUCCUGGAGCUGCAACAAAAGCGGGCCCAAAAAGCCUUGGAUUCUCAGUGCAUGGUUCAGGAGGAGUUAGCAGUGGUGAAAGAAGGCAAGAAAGCCUCAAGAAGAAAACCUGAAAAGGCUGGCUCUGUGAAGAAUAUCAGCCCUGCCAGCAGUAUAAUUAAAGCCAACAACACAGAAGCCAACUUCCACUUGGCAGUUACAGAUACAGAAGAAAAUUCUGUCAUGGCAUAUCUGUCUGUUCCAGGACAAAACAAACAACCUGAAGAGCAGCCACAGGAUGUCAGCUCUGGAAAGGUGGCCAGUGAAGACCUGGAAACUAUGAUCACGACAGCCAGCAGAGCCCAGUCCAAAGUGACCCUUAAUGAGCUACUAGACACCCUAAAGCUGUUGGAAGAAGAGCCAGAGUUUCUGUCACCACCAAAGACCAGCAAAGAGGAUAAAUAUGCUUGGAUAGACGGGGGGGCAAACUCCAAUUCCUUGACUGCUGACAAUUUGGAGAAGUUUGGGAAACUGAACUGCUCCCUGGGAGUCCCCGAGGAAGGCACAUUACUCUCAGAAGCCAAACUUCAGAGCAUCAUUAGCUUCUUGGAUGAGAUGGAAAAAUCAGAGCAGGAGCGACCUAGGUCUGCUGCCUCUGCUUCACACCGAGAGGGGAUCUUGUCAGAAGAAGAGCUAGCCCACCUGGAGCAGGCCUCAGCCGUUGCCACAGAAGUUACCAGUUCUAUCAUGAGGUUGAAACUGGAAGUAGAAGAGAAGAAGAGAGCCAUCACGUUGCUACAAACGGCGCUGGCUCAGCAGCGGGAGCUGACUGUGCGACAUGUCAAAGAGACAGAGAAGGAAUUGAGCCACCAGCUGGCUUUGCAGAGGGAGCAGUAUGAGGCAGCUAUCCAACGGCACCUGGCUUUCAUUGACCAGCUCAUCGAUGAUAAGAAAACUUUGAAUGAGAAAUGUGAAGCAGUUGUGACUGAACUGAAACAAGUGGAUCAGAAAUACACAAAGAAAAUUGCUCAAAUGCAGGAGCAGCAUGAGCUGGUCUGGCGCACUUUGGGUCCCCUCUGUGAGGAAAUCAAAAAGCUGAAAGAGCUCAUGAGCGCCACAGAAAAAAUCCGCAGGGAGAAAUGGAUUGAUGAAAAAACCAAGAAGAUCAAAGAGAUCACUGUUAAAGGUCUGGAACCCGAGAUCCAGAAAUUGAUUGCUAAACAUAAGCUAGAGAUCAAAAAAUUGAAAGCACUGCAUGAAGCAGAGUUGCUACAGUCAGACGAACGAGCUGCCCAGCGCUACAUCCGCCAAACUGAGGAGCUGAGGGAGAUGCUGGAGCAUGAAAAAGAAGAGCAGGGACAGCGCGAGAGAGAACUGGCAAGGCAACGGUAUGAGAAGCAGCUGGAGCAAGAGGAACAAGCUUUACAGCAGCAGCGGCGUCGGCUAUACAGUGAAGUGGCUGAGGAGAAAGAGAGGCUCAAUCAGCAUGCAGCCAGGCAACGGGCUGAGCUGGAGGAUCUGCGGCGGCAGCUAGAAGAGAACAGCUCUGUUGUCACCAAAGCUUUGAAGGAGGAAUAUGAAAAAGGGAAGGAAGAGCAGGAGCGAUGCCAUCAGGCAGAGGUUCAGGCCCUAAAGGUACAGCUGGAAAUAGAGAAGCAGGCUUGGGAAGCCAACUAUCUGAAAAAGGAGGAAGCCUGGUUGCUCACUCGGGAGCGAGAGUUGAGAGAGGAAGUUCGGAAAGAGAGGGACAAGGAGAUUGAACUGGUAAUACAGCGGCUAGAAGCUGACAUGUCCUCCUCCAAGGAGGAGUGUGAGAGAGUCACAGAAAACAGACUAAAGAGAGCGCGGGACAAAUAUGAAGCAGAGCUGCAAGAACUGGAACGGUCAGAACGCCGGCUCCAAGAGCGCUGCAAUGAACUGAAGGGGCGUCUGGCAGAGGCAGAAGGGGAGACUCUCCGUCUACAGAGCCUGCUGCGUCAUAAGGAACAGGAGGCAGAGGAUAUCCGAAAGGUAAGGGACCAGCUAGCUCAGGAACGCAGCAGCCUUUCGGAGGUUAUACGGCAGGAGUUUGCUGACCGGUUGGUGAGCACAGAAGAAGAAAACAAACGGCUCAAGGCAGAGAUGGCUGAACUUCGUGCCCGCCAACGCUUAGAACUGGACAGAGUGACCCGGGACAAGGAAGAAGAGCUGGAAGAAGUGCAUAAGAGGGUGAAAACGGCAAUUGUGAAGAAAGAGGAGGCCGUCAGUACCCUCCGGAAACAGUAUGAGGCGGCUGUGAAAAGAGCAGAUCAUUUAGAAGCCCUCUUGGACCAACAGCGAAAACAGUUGCUAGCAACCAAGUAGUAACCGUACCAGUAGUCUUAUAAGGGAAGAAUGUCAUGAUCAUGCACAGGAAAAGAAAGUGGCGUGCUGUGAUCUCCAAGAGACUAAGAUAAAAUGAAUGCUGAUCUGUCUGUGACUGGGAGGGAUUCGUGUUCUCUUUCUCUGUCACUCUCGUUAAUAAUUAUUAUUUCUUAAUUUGUUAUGUUACUUUGUGCCUACGAUCUGACCUCGUGUACAAGAAACCUGGGCUGUAUCCCAGUUCUUGCUGAUGUAUUUUGACAGUAAAGUCCAGCCAAUUUUGUAAGA